GCAUACUCUCGACUCGUGCCCAACAUGGCUGACAACGAGCCGGAUCUUUCCAAGAUGACGGACGAGGAGAAGGCAUUCUACCAGAAGUACGGCAAGAUGCCGCCCAAGGCUACCGAGAAGUUCCGCCGCGCCCGCGGCGGCAAGCGCAUUUUCGACUCGGCUGACUACUCGAUGCAGAUGGCUGGCGUUAAGGGCAAGAUCGGUGGCGGCGGCCUGCUGCGCAAGAAGAUGACGCUGCCGGCUGGUGCCGCGGCGUCGGGCGCCAACGCCACCACGCCCACAGGAGACGCGGGCGAGGACGAGUAGUGUGGCGGUGCAAGUUGCCCGGCCCCGUGAGCAAGUGAAUACAUCGUGAGAACGA
This is a messenger RNA of Thecamonas trahens ATCC 50062, 361 nucleotides long. RefSeq lists its product as uncharacterized. The record is from RefSeq and is a predicted model, not a curated record. Lineage: Eukaryota; Apusomonadida; Apusomonadidae. The transcript has 2 exons. Bases 25 to 306 code for a protein of 93 amino acids.